This is a messenger RNA of Aethalodelphis obliquidens (Pacific white-sided dolphin), 915 nucleotides long. RefSeq names its product 60S ribosomal protein L9-like. Gene Ontology annotation, cellular component: ribosome; cytosolic large ribosomal subunit. Gene Ontology annotation, biological process: cytoplasmic translation. Gene Ontology annotation, molecular function: rRNA binding; structural constituent of ribosome. Lineage: Eukaryota; Metazoa; Chordata; Mammalia; Artiodactyla; Delphinidae. The record is from RefSeq and is a predicted model, not a curated record.
AUGAGCAUCAGAGAUGACCAGGCGCUGCGCACAGGCAACGUGACUGACCCCCUGCAGCAGGCCCUCACCAGCAUGCUGGACACGCCAGCACUCAGACCUGAGGUCUCCACAGACCUGAGAAUGUCCCCAGCAGCUUUAACUCUGAGGUCAGACAGACAAAAGCUGAAGAAGGGCAGUGGAAAGGACCCUGGAGAACAUCUGAUCUACAACCGGGAGUCGGAGGGUCCAAGGGGUGUGACUAUUAACACUCCAGAAAACAUGGACAUCACUCUGAAGGGACACACGGUUAUUGUGAAGGGCCCCAGGGGCACCCUGUGGAGGGUCUUCAAUCACAUUAAUGUAGAACUCGGCCUCCUUGGAAAGAGAAAGAGGCUCCGGGGUGACGAAUGGUGGGGAAACAGAAAGGACCUGGCUAUCGUUGGCACUAUCCGUAGUCACAUACAGAACACGAUCACGGGUGUCACACGGGGCUCCCGUUACAAGGUGCGGCCUCUGAACUCUCACUUCCCUGUCCACACUAUCAUUCAAAAGAAUAGUCUUCUCGUUGAAAUCCAAAUUUUCUUGGGCAAAAAAUAUAUCCGCAGGGUUCGGAUGAGGCCAGGCGUUGCAUGUUCACUACCUCAAGCCCAGGAAGAUGAGCUAGUUCUUGAAGGAGGUGGCAGUGAACAUGUAUCAAACUCAGCUGCUUACUCACGAGCCACAACAGUUAAAAACAAGGAUACCAUGGGCUUCCCUGGUGGCGCAGUGGUUGAGAGUCCGCCUGCCGAUGCAGGGGACACGGGUUCGUGCCCCGGUCUGGGAACUCUAGUCAUCGUCUACCUGCAGACGAGCAACAGGGUGGCCCAACUCAUCUGGCUCAUCAUCGUCCCGGAUGUGGGCAGUGGGGUUAUCGAAGUUCACAACAGAACAGCAUGA